Molecule: messenger RNA, 2138 nt
Organism: Chelonus insularis
Lineage: Eukaryota; Metazoa; Arthropoda; Insecta; Hymenoptera; Braconidae
Gene: Pif1
Product: Pif1 DNA helicase
Exons: 2
Coding region: 220-2082 (620 amino acids)
Biological process (GO): DNA repair; telomere maintenance
Molecular function (GO): DNA helicase activity
Source: RefSeq, a predicted model, not a curated record
UUCAACAGCGCUGAUGCUUAUUAGCGUCCCUUAGAUAAAAUUAUUAGGGUCUCUAAAAAAAUUGAGUAUGUAAAUAUAUAAUUUUGAAACUAAACAAUUAUUAGGUUAUUUUAAGUGUUUAAUUAUUUGAUUAAAAAUCAUACUGAUUUUAAGUGUAAAAAUUAAAUUAUUGCAUAAUUAAAUUACCAUGAUAACAGGAUAAAUAAUCAAAAAUAAAACAUGGAAACCGACGGCUGCUAUUUAAAUUGUUCAAUAACAUUAGAAUGGAUUAGUAUGCAAGGAGUAACAACAAGGAAAGUAAAUUAUCGUUCAGCACAACUUCGCUUAAUUCGAAAUAACAUUCGUCAAAUUUUGAUACAAAUUCAAGCAGACAAAACAAAAACUGUGUUCAAACUUCUCCUUCAUAACAUAAAUAUUUUAAACCGUUUUAUGCAUGAAGGAAAGGCAACAAUUAAAUUUAAUGAAGAGGGAUGUACGCUUUUUCUUUUUAAUGCUCCAGAAUCUCAACUUACUUCGUUUUUAAAAACGAUUUUUAUUAAAAUGACAAAUGGAAAAUCUGAUAAUGUUAUUAAAAAUCCAUUAGCAAAACAUUUAAGUGCAAAUGUCAAUUUAGGAGGUACUCAAGAUAUUAGUCCAGCUACUACAGGAGAAAUGAAUGUUGCUAAAGAAAAAGCUUUGUUAAUGGGAACUUCGCGUAAAACUAUUACAACACCAUCUCCAAGUAAUAUUAGAAAAAGAAAAUUACCAUCAGAAUUUCACAAAGUAUCUGCUGCCAAAAAAUUGUAUACUAGUUCAACGACUGUAAAAUUAACGGAAGAACAAAAUGAGGUCUUGGAAGCAGUCUUAAGAGGGAAAAAUAUUUUUUUCACCGGUAGUGCUGGAACAGGCAAGUCAUAUCUGUUACGUAGGAUUAUUGGAGAAUUGCCACCUGAUGUAACAACAAUUACUGCAAGUACUGGUGUAGCUGCUUGUCAUAUCGGUGGCAUAACUCUCCAUCAGUUCGCAGGCAUUGGUCUUGGAAAUAGUAAUUUAGAAUGUUGUUAUAAACUAGCAUCUCGACCAAACAUUGCUGCUUGUUGGAGAAAAACAAAGUACUUAAUUAUCGAUGAAAUUUCUAUGGUUGAUAGUCAGUUAUUUGAUAAAAUAGAAGCUGUUGCUCGACACAUUAGAAAAUCUGAUAAACCAUUCGGCGGUAUUCAAUUAAUCUUAUGUGGAGAUUUCUUUCAACUGCCACCAGUAAAAAAAAAUGAUGAAAAGAGUAAAUUUUGUUUCGAAAGUGAAUCUUGGGAAAAAUGUGUUCAUUAUAAUUUUGAAUUACGUACUGUACAUCGUCAAAAAGAUCCAACUUUUGUUCAAUUAUUAAAUAAUAUAAGAAUAGGUAGAGUUACUGACAAUAUCAAAAAUAUUUUGAAGGCUACUGCAAAACAAUCAAUUGAAAAAGAUGGAAUAUUAGCCACUAGAUUAUGUUCUCAUGUUCGUGAAGUUGAUGAAAUUAAUGAAUCUCAAUUAAAUAAUCUUGAAGGAAUUUCUAAAAUUUAUAUUGCUCAAGAUUCUGAUGAUUCAAUGACUAAAACUUUAAAUCAACAGUUAUCAGUACCUGGAAAAUUAAUAUUAAAAGUAGGAGCUCAAGUAAUGCUAUUGAAAAAUAUAAACAUCAAUGAUGGUUUAGUAAAUGGCGCCAGAGGAGUAGUUACGAAGUUUGAAAAUGACAUUCCAGUUGUUCAAUUUUGUUCUGGAAAAGUUUAUCAUGUGAAAAGUGAAAAGUGGACUGUAAGGAUUGCAAAUGGUAACUUAAUAAGUCGUAAACAAAUUCCUUUAAAAUUAGCUUGGGCUUUUUCAAUUCAUAAAAGUCAAGGAUUAACAUUAGAUUGUGUAGAAAUGAAUCUUUCUAAAGUAUUUGAUGCUGGUCAAGCGUAUGUAGCUUUAUCUCGAGCACAAAGUCUUGAAACUUUGAGAGUUAUAGAUUUUAAUGAGGAUCAAGUUUGGGUUAAUACUAAUGUACUUCAAUUUUAUAAAAAGUUACGGCGUAAUUUAUUUAAUUCAAAAUUAAUUCCCUUGGGGAAAAAAUCUAAAAUGAAAUAGCUGAUAAUUUUAUAUAGUUAAUAAAUUAAUAAAUUACUCAUUAAAUAGUUAAUACA